Messenger RNA from Guyanagaster necrorhizus, 477 nucleotides. RefSeq lists its product as uncharacterized. The coding region runs from base 1 to 477 and encodes 158 amino acids. The record is from RefSeq and is a predicted model, not a curated record. The transcript has a single exon. NCBI's taxonomy places the organism in Eukaryota, Fungi, Basidiomycota, Agaricomycetes, Agaricales, Physalacriaceae.
AUGCGUAGAGAGUGGUUCUCCCCUAGGACGACCCAGGCGGCGGGGAUGAAGGUCUAUAUCAACACGACACAGUACGUGUGUUGUUUUUUCUCGGCGUAUCCUUCUGCUGAGUAUUCUACCGCAGUGAUGAAGUGUCUGAAUGUAGUUGCUGAGGUAAUGGACCUUCCCGGGCGGAGGAGGACGGGUCGUGAGUUGCCACUCUCCGAGCUUCCUUUUCCGUUCUCCGGUUUUGCGCCCGUCUCUUCAGUCCCUCCUGCGAUGUUCUAUGGGAAUGUGCCCGCGACGACUGCAAAUUAUGGGUUUCCGACGUUUUCGGGCUCUCAGGUGCCGUUCGCGAAUAGAUCGAUUGGGGAAGUUUAUGCGCCUUGCUAUAACUACGCGCCGGCCGCAUACAACUACUGGGCUCCAUAUGAGGUUGCACCCAGGGCGUUUGUAGGGGAGCCGUUCAUGUCUGGGAAUCAUGCGCUCGGGGGAUGA